This is a messenger RNA of Marasmius oreades (fairy-ring Marasmius), 552 nucleotides long. RefSeq lists its product as uncharacterized. The transcript is spliced from 2 exons. The record is from RefSeq and is a predicted model, not a curated record. NCBI's taxonomy places the organism in Eukaryota, Fungi, Basidiomycota, Agaricomycetes, Agaricales, Marasmiaceae. The coding region runs from base 1 to 552 and encodes 183 amino acids.
AUGCAAUGGGACACACACAUGUCGAUAUCUGGACCUGCGCUAUCAUAUGAACCCCUCAAAGGCACCACCAAUGUCAAGACACCCCCCAACUAUGAGAAGUUUGAUGGUUUCGUCAACCCAGACCUUAUCCCCCAGCCGUCUCUCAUUCAACAACGAAAAUUUGCACAGGCACAAGCUAGAAAGCAGGUUGAAGCUGCUCCACCACCGAUUAUCAUUCAUAAUCAUCUCCCCAAUCUUCAUCAUCCAGGUACAGCCAUAUCUGAUGCACAGCCUGUUCAUGCAGCCUCCACCAUCAAUGGCUUAUUGCUGCCUUCCGUUGCCCACCUUUCUGGUCAACCUCUCAUGAUCUCCCAAUUCUGUGAAAUGUUUUCUCUUCAUGAAAAUGUUUCCCUGCACCUGCAGGAACACAGUUUUGCAAGUGUUGGUGCCCUUCGCCAAGUCACCAUGGCUGACAUGAAAGAGAUGGGUUUUAAGUUUGGGGAGAUUGCAGAGAUCCAGGAAGCCCUCAAACAGUGGGUCAAAGAGAACCACUGGACAAGGAAUGAUGUUUAG